CAAACAUAAUGAAAUGCAAAUGUAACGCUAGGCUCAGUCUCAAUUUCUCGAAUCGUCUGCUGUGCGAAUAACUCGCUACAGAAAGAUUAAAAUUGGCGGGAAAUCCAAGAUGGCGGAAAGUUGCCAGUUUGAAGAGGAAGAUUACGAACAGGUCGCCUACACACAGCGCCUGAAGGCUGCAGUGCACCACACGGUCGGACAGAUGUGUGAUGAUGUCGGGGAGGAGAGCGGAGUGACCUUCUCCCGCCAGGUCAUCGCCGCCAUGUCAGAGGCAACCAUGAAGAAAUGUGGUAAGACUUACUGUAAAACUGCAAAAUUAUCCACAUAUGACACUACUACGUCUGGUUUUGGGCAUGGGAAGAGAACUGUGGUGAAUGCAGAUGAUGUGAAGUUGGUGGCCAGAAGAAACCGGGCUUUGGAGAGGCACAUAUCACAGAUGGCAGACAGUCUUGUCUCAGAGAAAGAGAAGAAGAAAUCCAAAAGGGUUAAGAAAGCCACAGCACCUUCUAACAACAGCGAUGCAGAGAAUGAUGACUCAAACAUGUGAUGACACUAUUUAUGCCUAUUCUUACUAUUAUCUUGCUUU
Messenger RNA from Branchiostoma floridae (Florida lancelet), 586 nucleotides. Its product is annotated as centromere protein S-like. Bases 110 to 547 code for a protein of 145 amino acids. Gene Ontology annotation, cellular component: Fanconi anaemia nuclear complex; FANCM-MHF complex. The transcript has 5 exons. Gene Ontology annotation, molecular function: chromatin binding; protein heterodimerization activity. NCBI's taxonomy places the organism in Eukaryota, Metazoa, Chordata, Leptocardii, Amphioxiformes, Branchiostomatidae. The record is from RefSeq and is a predicted model, not a curated record. Gene Ontology annotation, biological process: replication fork processing; resolution of meiotic recombination intermediates.